AUGGAUGAUGAAUUAAAUGUUACAUAUGUAAAACUUAGUGGGUAUGUGGAAGUUGACAAAUAUAGAUAUGUUUAUUUUUUGGUUUUGUUUAUAGUUUAUAUCCUAAUAAUCUGCAGUAACUCUACUAUUGUGUACCUUAUCAUGAAUUACAAAAACCUCCAUGAGCCUAUGUACAUUUUCAUUGCAGCUUUGCUGCUGAACUGUGUCCUUUACAGCACUGCUAUUUACCCAAAACUUCUCAUUGAUUUUGUAUCAGAAAAACAGAUCAUAUCAUAUUCAGCCUGCAUCUUUCAAUUUUUUAUAUUUUACUCUUUAGGCAGUGCAGAGUUUUUAUUGUUGGCAGCCAUGGCCUAUGACAGGUAUGUGUCUAUAUGUCAACCUCUGCAAUAUCCAACCAUCAUGAGAAAAACUACUGUCAGUAUUUUGCUGGUUUUGGCUUGGCUCAUAGCUGCUUGCCAUAUUGCAGUCCCAGCAAUAGUGAGUGCUGAAACUAAACUGUGUAACUUUACUUUAAAAGGAAUAUUUUGCAACAAUGCAAUUUACAGACUUCAGUGUGUAAGCUCAAGAUUAAUUACCAUAUAUGGUGUCAUCGCUUUAAUAGAUCUUGUAAUACUCCCUAUGCUCUUCAUAAUUUUCACAUAUACAAAGAUACUUAUAAUAUCCUAUAAAAGUUGUAGAGAGGUCAGGAAAAAAGCUGCAGAGACCUGUUUACCUCACCUGUUGGUUUUAAUCAGUUUCUCCUCUUUGAGUGCAUAUGAUGUAAGUAUAGCUCGAGUGGAAUCCAACUUUCCAAAAAUAGCACGCUUAAUAAUGACACUACAAAUAGUUUUGUAUCAUCCUUUGUUUAAUCCGCUCAUAUACGGUCUAAAAAUGAAAGAAAUUUCCAAACACCUCAAGAGGUUGUUCUGUCCAGCCAAAAUCAUCUGA
Messenger RNA from Lates calcarifer (barramundi perch), 927 nucleotides. Its product is annotated as olfactory receptor 11A1-like. The transcript has a single exon. Gene Ontology annotation, biological process: G protein-coupled receptor signaling pathway. Gene Ontology annotation, cellular component: membrane. Bases 1 to 927 code for a protein of 308 amino acids. Gene Ontology annotation, molecular function: olfactory receptor activity; G protein-coupled receptor activity. The record is from RefSeq and is a predicted model, not a curated record. Lineage: Eukaryota; Metazoa; Chordata; Actinopteri; Centropomidae.